GUUCAGAUCUUCCAUCCCCCCUCACUGAUAUGUUGGUCGUUCUCCAGAUCGCAUGUACUUUUUUGGCCACCCUUGUGGCAUACGGAUUCUAUAAGCUCUUUGCGAGCUUUUACCUUGAAUACACGUCCCCCCUUAAGGACCUUCCUGGGCCUGAUAACCCGAGCUUCUUCUUCGGGAAUUUGAAGCAGAUAUGGGCGUCGGAGGACAGUAAUUUGAACGCUGAGUGGGUCAAGCUAUAUGGACGUACCGUUAAAUACACUGGCAUCCUUGGCGGGAAUCGAUUGAUCACGACCGACCAACGGGCCCUUUCUCACAUCCUCAAUAAUGCUUACGACUACCCCAAACCGCCCCAUAGCCGAUUUAACUUGGGGCGCAUAGUCGGCGAAGGCCUUCUUGUCGUCGAAGGAGAAAAGCACAAGCAGCAGCGAAGGGUUAUGAACCCGGCCUUUGGACCCGCCCAGAUUCGUGAACUCAACACUAUAUUCCUUGAAAAGUCCCUUCAGUUACGAGAUUUAUGGACAGCAGAAUGCACGGCAGCAGAAGGGCCUUUUCACACUAACGUACUCCCAUGGUUAAGCUCGUUAACCUUGGAUGUCAUUGGUUUAGCUGGCUUCAACUAUAAAUUCAACGCACUCAACCCCAGUCGUACCCCAAACGAGCUGAACGAAGCGUUCACCGAAAUCUUUGCAACUGCUACGCGAGCAAAUCCGUUGGUCUUUAUCAAAACCUUCUUUCCAGCAUUACGUUUUCUCCCUGAUCCACGAGAUGCCCAAAUUAAUAGAGCCCACGGAACCAUGGCUCGCAUUGGGAAUCAGCUCCUCAAUGAAAGCCACGCCCGUCUUCGAGCAAGUGGGGAGAAAGGCAGCUCGAGUGCUCGGGAUCUUCUAUCACUACUUGUCAAGGCCAAUAUGUCUUCUGAUGUUGGUGAACAUCAGCGCAUGGCCGAUAGUGAUGUUUUGGCCCAGGUUCCGACUUUCUUGGUGGCAGGGCACGAAACGACCAGCACUGCGACAACAUGGGCUCUUUUUGCUCUGACUCAAAGUCCAGAGAGUCAGAUCAAGUUACGGGAUGAGUUGCUUCAGGUUGAUACCGAUACACCCACGAUGGACGAAUUGAGUGCUUUACCCUACUUGGAUUGGGUUGUUCGGGAGACAUUACGCGUGCAUUCUCCUGUCCCUUCAACCAUUCGAUGUGCGGGAAAAGAUGAUGUGAUCCCUUUGAGCCAGCCAUUCACCGACAGGAAAGGCAGAGUCCAGGAUUCUAUCAGGAUCAGAAAAGGCCAGACUAUCCUGAUACCAAUUUCUACGGUCAAUCGAGAUGAAGCCCUGUGGGGCGAAGACGCGAAGGAAUUCAAACCAGAAAGAUGGGAAAAGAUUCCUGACGCGGUGAAAUCUAUACCCGGUGUAUGGGGAAAUAUGUUGUCAUUCAUUGGCGGCCCUCGUUCGUGUAUCGGGUACCGCUUCUCCCUAGUGGAAAUGAAAGCUAUCAUGUUCACCCUCCUAAGAGCAUUCGAAUUCGAAUUAGCCGUCCCAGGAGCGGAGAUCGCGAAAAGGUCAACCAUCGUGCAACGGCCAUUGCUCAGAAAUAAUCCCGGUGCCGGGAAUCAAUUGCCCAUCAUAAUCAAACCAUACCAAAGAGUUUGAAGAAUGGUGUCUGUAUUUUCGGUCAGGCUCCAUCAAUGAUGUAUACUACAUUUUAAAGAUGACAAUUAAUGUCCUGAUGGUCUCUGUGAACCGG
Molecule: messenger RNA, 1737 nt
Organism: Guyanagaster necrorhizus
Lineage: Eukaryota; Fungi; Basidiomycota; Agaricomycetes; Agaricales; Physalacriaceae
Product: cytochrome P450
Exons: 14
Coding region: 30-1643 (537 amino acids)
Molecular function (GO): monooxygenase activity; heme binding; oxidoreductase activity, acting on paired donors, with incorporation or reduction of molecular oxygen
Source: RefSeq, a predicted model, not a curated record